AUGAGCGAGAGCAGCGCGGCGACGGCCACGGCGACAGCGGCAGGCGUCAGCCUGAAGCAGCGCCGGACAGCGGCCGACGCAUCGCAGCCGUCCGUCGCGCCGGACGCCGGCAACGCGAUUAAAAAUACCGACGCGUUGAAGGACAAGGCGAAGCCACGUGGCGCGUCGCCGCGCCGGCGGUCCGGCUGGCUCGUGCUGGUGCUCGUGGUUCUGGUGGCGGCAGCGGCGGGCGCGGGUUAUUAUUUGUGGCGGGAAUACAGCGAGUAUAGCGUGAUUGAAGACGAGGAGUUCGAGAGCGAGCCGCCCGUCGAGAAGGCCGCGACGCGGUCCAACCCGCGGAAAGCCCAAUGGCAAGCCGAUAAGCUGUGGAGCGCGGAGGAGCUGGCCAAGUACAACGGGUCGACAAAGGGCCUUCCGCUGCUGCUGGUCAUUCUGGGGGACGUGUUUGACGUGACCAAGGGCAGGAAGCACUACGGCAAGGGGCAGGGGUACAACCACUUCGCUGGCAGGGAUGCCACGAGGGCAUUCGUCUCAGGCAAUUUCUCAGGUGACGGCUUAACGGACGACCUGACGGGGCUGUCAGGGGAGCAGUGCAUCGGCAUCGCUGACUGGCGGGACUUCUACUUCAAAACCUACAUCCACGUGGGCAAGCUGGUGGGGCGGUUUUAUGACGAGCAGGGGAAGGCAAGAGAUGCGCUGGGCGAGUUUGACGAGCUGCUGAAGGAGGGCAAGCGGCUGAGAGACGUGGCCAAGGUGGCUGAGAAGAAAUACCCCGGCUGCAACUCGCGGUGGGCUCAGAACGAGGGCGGCAAGGUGAGGCCUCUCCCUCCCUACUACAACCCUCUCUCCGCUCCUCUCACCCCUCUUCUCAUAAGUUGGCCCUGGCUUCCCUCCAGAGGCGGAGGGCAGGCAGUGAGUUCUCCUGGAGGAGAUGGUGUCCCCCGUAAAAUUCCCCGAAUCCCAGAAGCGGAGGGGGACCAGUGGGGGUCAGUGAAAACACGCGCUGCGUGUGCUCUAACCUCCUCAGUCUUUCCUCUCCCCCGUCAUCCCCUCCAUCUCUCUCUCCCGCUCUCCCAGGUGUGGUGUGACAGUGGUGUGCCGCGUAAAAUCCCCCGAAUCCCAGAGGCCGAGGGAGGCCCGGUGGGGGGCAGUGAGGACACGCGCUGUGCGUGCUUCACCAAGGACCAGCUCACCUCGCGCUCAGACCUUCAGGAGUACGAUGGGUGCGACCCUGCCAAGUGCGUCACUCCUCUCCCUCCACAUCCUCCUUCCUCCAUCCCUCUAUCCUUCCCCUCUCCCUCUCGCCCUCUCUCCCAGGUGUGGUGUGACUCUGGUGUCCCUCGCAAGAUCCCCCGAAUCCCCGAGGCAGAGGGCGGGCCAGUGGGGGGCAGUGAGGACACGCGCUGUGCGUGCUUCACCAAGGAGCAGCUCGCCUCGCGCUCCGACCUUCAGGAGUACGAUGGGUGCGACCCUGACGCCACCAAGUGCAUCUCCUCCCCUCCUGAAGACCCCAAUGCUGCCUCUCUAGGGGAUGGGGCCAUUUCCACCCACUGCACGCCACCCCCCAUCGGACCUCCUACUGCUGCGUCACCUCCUCCCACCCACCUGCUCAACCCUCGUACCAAAUCUCACUUGCCUUUCUCCCUUUCCCCUGCACCUCUUGUACCACCCUCACUCCCUCCACCAGCCAUUUCCAGCCGCUGUGCUGCUGCCACUCGCCGUCUAAACUCCUCCUGUCGCUGCUUCACCUCCUCCUCGCGCACCUCCCCAGGUUCCAACGUUAUACCGUCCCUCACCCCCCUUUCUCCCCCUCAACCACGCCUCCCAUGCCUCCCUCCCUACCCCCACCAGCCAUUUCCAGCCGCUGUGCGUCUGCCACUCUCCGUCUGA
This is a messenger RNA of Closterium sp. Naga37s-1, 1890 nucleotides long. Lineage: Eukaryota; Viridiplantae; Streptophyta; Zygnematophyceae; Desmidiales; Closteriaceae. The record is from the annotation of a GenBank genome assembly.